UCCAUAACCAAUCCUCAAGAUUCAUCAAUUUUGGGACACUCAUACAAACCCAUUAUAAGUCUUCAUUCUGUGCUUCAUUGCUUUGGCCUGCACUUAGCUGCAACUCACUCUAGUCCCUCAAAUAUUCUCAUGGCUGCUGCUGUCUCCACUGUUGGUGCUGUCAACAGAGCACCGUUGAGCUUGAAUGGUUCUGGUGCUGGAUCCUCUGCACCAAGCUCUCCUUUCUUGGGCACCAGCUUGAAGAAAGUGAGUUCAAGAUUCACUAACUCCAAGGUCCCAUCUGGGACCUUCAAGAUCAACGCUGAAUAUGAUGAAAAGAAGCAGACCGACAAGGACAGAUGGAAGGGCCUUGCCACUGACCAAUCUGAUGACCAACAAGACAUCACCAGAGGAAAAGGCACGGUCGACUCUCUGUUCCAGGCACCUAUGGGCACAGGCACCCACUACGCCGUCAUGUCUUCUUAUGACUACAUCAGCCAGGGCCUUCGCCAAUACAACUUGGACAACAACAUGGAUGGUUUCUACAUUGCCCCUGCUUUCAUGGACAAGCUUGUUGUUCAUAUCUCUAAAAACUUCAUGAACCUACCCAAUAUUAAGAUUCCUCUGAUCUUGGGUAUAUGGGGAGGAAAAGGUCAAGGAAAAUCAUUCCAAUGUGAGCUUGUUUUCGCCAAGAUGGGCAUCAACCCGAUCAUGAUGAGUGCCGGAGAAUUGGAAAGUGGGAAUGCCGGAGAGCCCGCUAAGUUGAUCAGGCAGAGGUACCGUGAGGCGGCUGAUAUGAUCAAGAAGGGAAAAAUGUGCGUCCUUUUCAUCAACGAUCUUGAUGCCGGAGCUGGUCGUCUUGGUGGAACCACCCAAUACACAGUGAAUAACCAAAUGGUAAACGCCACACUAAUGAACAUUGCUGAUAACCCAACAAGCGUCCAGCUCCCCGGAAUGUACAACAAGGAGGAAAAUCCCCGUGUCCCCAUCAUCGUCACCGGCAACGACUUCUCCACAUUGUAUGCCCCCCUCAUUCGAGACGGCCGUAUGGAGAAAUUCUACUGGGCACCCACCAGGGAAGACCGUAUUGGCGUCUGCAAGGGCAUCUUCAGAACUGACCACAUUGCCGAUGAUGACAUUGUCAAGCUUGUCGACACCUUCCCCGGCCAAUCCAUUGAUUUCUUCGGUGCCCUGAGGGCCAGAGUUUACGACGAUGAAGUGAGAAACUGGAUUUCCGGGAUUGGUGUUGACACCAUUGGGAAGAAGCUGGUGAACUCAAAGGAAGGGCCACCAACAUUUGAGCAGCCAAAGAUGACAAUUGAGAAGCUUCUUGAGUAUGGAAACAUGCUUGUUCAAGAGCAAGAGAAUGUGAAGAGAGUCCAAUUGGCUGACAAGUAUUUGAGAGAGGCAGCUCUUGGUGAAGCCAAUGAAGAUGCCAUUUAAGAGAGGAACUUUCUAUGGUAAAGCAGCCCAGCAAGUGAAUGUGCCAGUUCCUGAAUGAUGUACUGAUCCAAUUGCAGCAAACUUUGAUGCUACUGCAAGAAGCGAUGAUGGAAGUUGCCAUUAUUAAUUCUAGGCCUUUUUCUCGGUAUUUUAAUAUUUUGUUUUUGAGUUUGAUUUGGAACAUGUAAUUUUGUGUUAUAAUUAAAAUAUAUUCAAUCUUGAAAACUGCUUUCUUGUAACAUCAACAUUAACUUGUGUAUUUUGUCUCAUAAAUUUGUUUUCUUGUUCA
This is a messenger RNA of Mangifera indica (mango), 1711 nucleotides long. Its product is annotated as ribulose bisphosphate carboxylase/oxygenase activase, chloroplastic. The record is from RefSeq and is a predicted model, not a curated record. Gene Ontology annotation, molecular function: ribulose-1,5-bisphosphate carboxylase/oxygenase activator activity; ATP hydrolysis activity; ATP binding. The transcript has 7 exons. NCBI's taxonomy places the organism in Eukaryota, Viridiplantae, Streptophyta, Magnoliopsida, Sapindales, Anacardiaceae. Gene Ontology annotation, cellular component: thylakoid; chloroplast stroma. Bases 130 to 1422 code for a protein of 430 amino acids.